GAGUCCCCCGCCAAGAGGAAAGUCGAAGUCAUCAUCCUCGAUCUCAAUCCCCUGGUCGAGAGCAGCAUAAUUUAAGCGUCAUCGAUUGGACAUAUCAAAAUGCGUCUUCAGUGGCCAGGGAUGAUUCAUGGUCCUGUAUCGUUGUUCUUUUCACCUUUUGGUUCUUCGUGUCGAUGACUAUGAUACUUGGAGUUUACGGGUCAAUGAACCUCCUGCUUGGUCCAGUGCUUCUCUUCUUCUCCAACCUAACCCCAUAUUCGUCCAAUAUAUAAAGGUAGAAAGCUUAGAUUCGAAGUCAGGAGUCAUGCUCUAUGGUACAUACGGAACCCCCGCUCUUGAUGUUUUCACUAUUUGGACUGAAACUCGCAAUGUAACUGUUCCAUCUGAAGGGCAUGAGGGGAUAAAGGCCUCUCUCAGUGGCUGGACUAUCCAUCAUAUCCUAAAAGCACUCUUUCAUGGAACAUUAUCCAUGGAGCUGGUAUGAUAACACAGGACAUAUUCAGUUCAUCGAACUAUUAUUUGGCACUAGGAAAUCUGAACGAGGAGGAGGCAGAGGUGGAACUGAUCAUCAGAGUAAGGGCGGCCAUGUAUAAUACAACUGAUGCUUACUACAAAUGUAAUUUGACUAGUGACCCAUGCGGAUUGAGUGUUUUCUUUCCUGAUGGGAAUGCAGCCGUCUUAACAUCUCCUGGACCACAACA
This is a messenger RNA of Prosopis cineraria, 701 nucleotides long. RefSeq names its product E3 ubiquitin-protein ligase APD1-like. The record is from RefSeq and is a predicted model, not a curated record. The coding region runs from base 128 to 484 and encodes 118 amino acids. The transcript has 6 exons. NCBI's taxonomy places the organism in Eukaryota, Viridiplantae, Streptophyta, Magnoliopsida, Fabales, Fabaceae.